AUGGCUAAAGGUAGAGCCCUGAAGUUAGUGAUCAAGGAGAGAGAUGAGAAAGAGCCUGAGAAACAGAGGAGCCAUCGUAAAACAGUAGAAAACCUGAAGGCACUAGAGUAUCGAGAGUGUCCUGUCAAAUUAGUAAGCAAAAUGAAGUGCAUCAAACAUACCUAUGUAUGCUCUACUUUACGAAGUGUUUCUACUGGAUCCUCAAGACCUUCCAAAAUAUGUCUGGUGUGUGGAGACGAGGCAUCUGGAUGUCACUAUGGGGUGGUGACCUGUGGCAGCUGCAAAGUCUUCUUCAAAAGAGCAGUGGAAGGGCAACACAAUUAUUUAUGUGCUGGAAGAAAUGACUGCAUCAUUGAUAAGAUUCGACGAAAGAACUGUCCAGCCUGCAGACUUCAGAAAUGUCUUCAAGCUGGAAUGAACUUAGGAGCUCGAAAGUCAAAGAAGUUGGGCAAGUUAAAAGGCAUUCACGAGGAGCAGCCGCAGCAGCCGCCCCCUCCGCCCCGGCCCCCCCAGAGCCCUGAGGAGGGGACCACGUACAUUGCUCCGGCGAAGGAGCCCUCGGUCAAUACAGCCCUGGUUCCGCAGCUCUGCACCAUCUCUCGAGCUCUCACCCCGUCCCCGGCCAUGAUCCUGGAAAGCAUCGAGCCGGAAAUUGUGUACGCGGGCUACGAUGGCUCCAAGCCAGACACGGCGGAGCACCUGCUGUCCACUCUCAACCGCCUGGCCGGCAAGCAGAUGAUUCAAGUCGUGAAGUGGGCAAAGGUGCUUCCAGGAUUUAAAAACUUGCCUCUUGAGGACCAAAUUACCCUAAUCCAGUAUUCUUGGAUGUGUCUAUCAUCAUUUGCCUUGAGCUGGAGAUCGUACAAACAUACGAACAGCCAAUUUCUCUAUUUUGCACCAGACCUAGUCUUUAAUGAAGAGAAGAUGCAUCAGUCUGCCAUGUAUGAACUGUGCCAGGGGAUGCACCAGAUCAGCCUUCAGUUUGUUCGACUACAGCUCACCUUUGAAGAAUACACCAUAAUGAAAGUAUUGCUGCUUCUAAGCACAGUUCCAAAGGAUGGUCUCAAAAGCCAGGCUGCAUUUGAAGAAAUGAGGACAAAUUACAUCAAAGAACUGAGGAAGAUAGUAACUAAGUGUCCCAGUAAUUCUGGGCAGAGCUGGCAGAGGUUCUACCAACUGACCAAGCUUCUAGACUCCAUGCAUGACCUGGUGAGUGACUUGCUGGAGUUUUGCUUCUACACUUUCCGAGAGUCCCAGGCCCUGAAAGUGGAGUUCCCUGCAAUGCUGGUGGAGAUCAUCAGUGACCAGCUGCCAAAGGUAGAAUCCGGCAAUGCCAAGGCCCUUUACUUUCACAGGAAGUGAUGGGAGACGUCUUACCAGAAGAACUUUGCCUUAAGUUUCCCCGUGUUAUUCCACACCCACAAAGGACUCGAGAAAUCAUGGUUGAUUCACCACUUGUCAGCAGUCUCUCAAGCUUAAAAUCACAUCGAGGGUUUGGAGCUGGGAAAGCCAUUUGACAUGGAUUUGGCAAGAUCGGAGCAGCCUAAAGGACUCUUCCCUCUCCAGUCCCAGCGCUUAGAAACAUGUUCCUCUGGAUGAAAAGCCAUAUCUAGUCAAUAACUUUCUGAUUUUGAUAUUUUAACAGAUGGAAGUUUUAACUAUGCCAUGUAGUUUCCAGUAUCGUUCGCUUGUUUUAAAAGGGUUCAAGGACUAACAAACUUUUUAAAGCUUACCUGUGGUUUGCACAUAAAAACGUAUAGUCAAUACGGGGCAUUAAAAUUCUUUUGUUAUUUAAAAAACAAAAAAGAAAAAAUAUAUACAGAUUCCUGUUGUGUAAUAACAGAAUACGUGGCUUGGAAUAGCGGCCCUCUCUGGUAUACACACUUGUUAGCAUCCAUUUAUUAUUUAAUUAGAAUGGAUAAGAUGUUAAAACAAAUGCCUUGGUUUCAAUUUCUAGUACCUAUUGUGUUGGCUUUACAAAUAAUUUUUUGCAGUCUUUUGCUGUGCUGUACAUUACUGUAUGUAUAAAUCGUGAAGGACCUGAAAUAAGGUGUAAGGAACUUUUGUAAAUGAGACACAUACAAAAAAAAUUUAAUGGUUAAUAGGAUGAAUGGGAAAGUAUUUUUGAAAGAAUUCUAUUUUACUGGAGACUAUUUAAGUACUAUCUUUGUCUAAACAAGGUAAAAAUUUUCUUUUGUAAAGUGAAAUGUUCUGCAUGCAUAAUGAACCGUUUACAGUGUAUUUAAGAAAGGGAACGCUGUGCCUUUUUUAGCUUCGUAUCUAAUUUACCAUUUUACAGUCUCUGUUGUAAAUAACCACACUUCGACCUCCUCGGUUGUCUUUAAGCCUUUCUACUUUUUCUGUACUUUUUGUUUUGUUCCUGGUCUCCCAGUUGGGGUGUUUGUGAGACUCGAGCACUUUUUUCCAGCUUCUGCUUCAUCCGCUUUAUCCUGCUUCCAUCGGGGGAUGACAUAUGGAGGUGUGGGCAGCUCCUUGCAGGUGUUUCUGAUGGCACUCCGGGGACAGAAGGUCCCGGCAGGGCUCAGCUCCCGGAAAGCUGCCUCUUUCCCCUUUCCCACAAGCAGCAGCAUCAGCUCCUGGAGGCGGUGGCUAGAAACUCCGCUCAGAGAGCACUAUUCUCCGCCCUUUUCAAAAAAGCCAAUGUCACCCGUGGGGCGGGGAGUUCCAGACACUGUGCACGUCUGUCCGAAAUCAGGGGCUCAUUCCUGCUCCCGGAAAGCAUCUGGCACUCCUGGAAUUGGUCUCGGGAACACGUAGAUCGUGGCAGGAUGUACUGGGACAAUCCAUCUUGGCAAAGGUCUAUCACAGUGGUGUGGAGACCGGAAGAUCAUUAGAAGGUUUUUAGAUUUUUUAAAGGUAGGUUUUAAAAAUAAAUUUUAUACAUAAACAGUUUUGGAGAAAAAAAACACUACAGAUCAUAUAAGCAAGACAGUGGCACUAAAAUUUUUAAUUCAUUAAUCUGUUUGGCACUGAUACAAUUUAUGGCUUUUCUCUUGCCCUAAAUCACAUCUCUCUCUCUCUCCCUCUUUGGAGAAACUAACAAUGUGAUUGCACUAAACUACUCUGAAUAGAGGCCAAAUUAAUCCUUUAAAAGUAGUGAUGGUAACCAUCACAUACUCAGUGAAAUCUCAUUAUUUUCCAAAACCUAACAGCUGUAGCUCAAACUGAGGCUGGGAGAAGGAAAGAUCAGAUCAGCACCUCUCCAGGGUUCACCAUGCAGGCAACAUUACCCACCUUGUCUUUUAAAAGACACCUGCCUUAUGCAAGGGGAAACCUGUGGAAGCAGCCCUCAGAAGGAAGACUUUUCCUUACAAAAUCCGCAAUUUCAAGAGUUUAAUUUCUAGGCAGAUCUUUCAAUGCAGUCAACUCACAUGCACAGCAAUAUGAAAGCCACACACUAAAGGUGAUAAAUACACAGCAUGCAGACUGGGAGUUUCUGGAAAAGAAAUGGUAGUAAAAGCAGCUUUUAGUUCAGACAACUUUUUAUGAAGCCAGAAUUUCAACUUUAUCAGGUUUGGGAUGAAACAGUCUGCAUCAGCUUUUUGUAUUAACAAAGUUACUGGCGCUUUGUGUGUCUCCAGGUAACUUUGCUUGAUUAAACAGCAAAGCCAUACUCUAAAUUCACUGUUGAAUGCCUGUCCCAGUCCAAAUUGUCUGUCUGCUCUUAUUUUUGUACCAUAUUGCUCUUAAGAAUCUUGGUUUGGUACAAUUCAUAAUUCACCAAAACUUCUUCAUAUAAUUAAACACUAAAUUAGUUUAAAAUGAAGCAGUUUAUAUCUUUAUGCAAAAACAUGUCUGUCUUUGCAAAGGACUGUAAGCAGAUUACAAUAAAUCCUUUACUUUAAUCACC
This is a messenger RNA of Heterocephalus glaber (naked mole-rat), 3871 nucleotides long. Its product is annotated as mineralocorticoid receptor. Gene Ontology annotation, molecular function: DNA-binding transcription factor activity; zinc ion binding; sequence-specific DNA binding. Gene Ontology annotation, biological process: regulation of DNA-templated transcription. Lineage: Eukaryota; Metazoa; Chordata; Mammalia; Rodentia; Bathyergidae. The record is from RefSeq and is a predicted model, not a curated record.